Molecule: messenger RNA, 925 nt
Organism: Myxozyma melibiosi
Lineage: Eukaryota; Fungi; Ascomycota; Lipomycetes; Lipomycetales; Lipomycetaceae
Exons: 1
Coding region: 378-842 (154 amino acids)
Source: RefSeq, a predicted model, not a curated record
GUUUGCGCCACCCCAGGGGCACUUAUUCUGGACCCUUGCCUUUAAUCUUUCGCGUGCUCGAGUAAUUCUAGUCGGCGAGCGCCGUGCGCGAUAUGCGAGAUGCCACUCCCAAGGUCACCAUCACCUCUUACCAGUACCUUGUGUAUGCUCUACAUUCCAAUCUGCCAAUCGCGACUACCCAAAUCUUCGUAAUCAUCUCCUUCAUUUCACUAGACCGGUCUAUUAAGAUUCAGAUGCGGAGGUGAUGGCAGCUAGAUUGCCUUCCCUGACGAUUCGCUCCGCACUCAGGUACCCUUUCUCGCCCCGCUUCGCCCCGCCUCAGUAGUCGCUUUACGAAUGCCUCGGGAUAGCAAGCACUUCUGUAUUGUAGAUACCUGAUGUUCAAUCGCCAUGUCUUGAGAAGCUAUCUAGCGCGGUUUCGACUUCAGGUUUCGUCUUCGUUGUGCCGCUGGCCGACGUGCCUGGCGUCGUCGUGCUUACGCUCUCCUCUGAAUCUCCUCUACCGUGGACAGAUGCGUCCAGUAACCUCCGCCCAGUACCUGUCCCCCUCCUCCGAUGCAUACCGCCCUGCACCGAGAGCCGAUACUCCUACGUAUAAGCCACACGAUAUCAAAGCCUUGGAUCUCAACCCGUCCUCGACGACAUGUGCCGCGUUUUGCACUGCCGUCUUUCUCACCCACCGCCCUAUCACAGACUGUUGUUUACCCCUUCAUUUCGGCUCGCCAGCCGGCUCCGAAAAUGACCUCUUUCAGCAAAAGGCUAUAAAGCACAUUCGUCAUAUGCCGCUUGUCACUCUAUCCAGCUCUAAUUCACUAGUCUCUCGCUCUCCGACGCAUUGCUAGAGAAGAAUUGUGGCGGAGUAGAAGAUAUUCUAGACCGCGUAGCAGACUUCUACGUCACUUUAUUUCGACUACGGUUGUAAUUU